Corythoichthys intestinalis (scribbled pipefish) is the source of this 2042-nucleotide messenger RNA. It is a transcript of the gene hus1, whose product is annotated as HUS1 checkpoint clamp component. The record is from RefSeq and is a predicted model, not a curated record. The transcript has 8 exons. Bases 161 to 1018 code for a protein of 285 amino acids. Gene Ontology annotation, biological process: nucleotide-excision repair; double-strand break repair via homologous recombination; mitotic intra-S DNA damage checkpoint signaling. Lineage: Eukaryota; Metazoa; Chordata; Actinopteri; Syngnathiformes; Syngnathidae. Gene Ontology annotation, cellular component: site of double-strand break; nucleolus; checkpoint clamp complex.
GAAAAUGAUGAGUAGAAGAAGAAGAGCGACCCUGGCGCGAAGCAUCGAAGACGGAAAAAGUGGCUAGCCGUCUGGGUUCUUGUUUACUGGUGGAGCUGCACUUUAUUACUAAAUGUGCUCUUAAAGUAUACAGUGUGAAUAUUUGUAGCGAUAGCACGACAUGAAGUUUCGGGGAAAGAUUGUCGAAGUGGCCUGUCUCAACCAUUUCACACGAGUGGUGAGCACCAUCUCCAAGCUGACCAAGGCGUGCGUGCUGCGUCUGACAGCAGAUCAUCUUUUCUUCGUCCUCUGCGGUAAAGUGGCGGGGGGAGGUGUGGCCAUGUGGUGCGAGUUGGCCCAGGCCAACAUAUUUGACGAGUACCAGAUGGAGGGCAUGAGCGCCCAGGAUAACCAGAUUUGCCUGGAAGUGAUACCGGAGAACAUCUUCCGCGCCCUCAGGACCGUCCAGAAUGCCAAAAGCGUCAAAGUCAAGCUGACCAACAAGCACUGCCCUUGCCUCACCAUCGCCGCUGAGCUACCCACCAUGUCCAGCAUCAGCCGUGUGGUCACGCAUGACGUCCCUGUCGAAGUGGUCCCCCGCCGCCUGUGGCACGAGUUCCAAGAGCCUGGCGUGCCCGACUUUGACUUCUGUUUUGCUCAGGUCAGCGUCUACCUGCCGCCGCUGAAGAUCAUGAAGAACGUGGUGGACCGGAUGAAGAACCUCUCCAACUUCCUAGUGGUGGAAGCCGAUGCGAGCGGCCAAAUGACCCUGAAGAUCGAGACGGACCUGGUGUCGGUCACCACUUACUUUAAAGAUCUAGGAAAUCCUCAGUGGGAUGAGCGUGACACCCGAGACGGUGGUGACGCUGACGUGACUGCGGAGGCUCGCGUGGACAUCAGAAAGCUGCAGCAGUUCUUGGUGGGUCAGCAGGUCAACCCAAGCAAGGCCAUUUGCAAUAUCGUCCACCAGAGGGUGCUCCACCUGAUACUUCUCCACGACGAUGUUUCCUUGCAGUACUUCAUACCCGCAGUGGCCUAGAGAGAAAAAGCAAAACACUUUGACCCAAGUUGGACUUUGAAGUACGGAGGCAGGGGUAUGGCUUGCAAAGACGACGCUGAGCACCAGAGGGAGCUUUGGAAAGGAAAGGGUUUUCGUUUUUGGUGACUGUAACAUAAUGGGAAAUGUUUUCAGAGCUCAGCUAAGCUAAUCAAAUGUCCAAAGAGUGAGUUUACAGUUUUUUUCUGCCAAAACAAAACACCUGUAUACUUGUUAGAUGUGAAUUUAACUUUUUGGCUGGCAUUGACAGCGCUAGAUGUCUAAUCCAUUUUGUCAAGUUGCAUUUAAAAGGGAUUGGACGUCCAACACUGUCAAUGGCAGGUAAACUAGUGCCACCAGAUUGAUCGACUAAUCGAUAAGCAAAUGAAUUGUCAUCUGUUUUGAUCGUCAAUAAAUCGCACACACCAUGUAACUGUUUGCAUUACUCUAACACACGUAAUAUAAAAAAACCGGGAAAAAAUCAGGGAAUAGUAUCAUUUCUCAUAUUUACUGUAGGACUGUUUAUAUUACUCCAACACACCUAGUAUAAAAUAAAUAGCACACCAUAGUUUAAUGAAAAGAAGCAGAAUAGAGGAUACACAACGCCAUCUUAUCACAGAAGCCCAACGCGUCAUGAGCAAGACUGACGCACCAACUCUUGCAGUCAGUUCUCCCGGGCACUCCAGGACAAAGAGCAGGGCGCUCUGUCCUAAAACAAGUAGCAUCGGAGAGCACCCUCACCCAACUAAGAUAACAAGUUGAUAGCGCAGGCGCCUUGGACGUCAAGACCUGCGUCGGUCGCCGUGGAAACCACGAAGGAUGAAGCACAAACCUGAGGGAUGAUACCAAGACAGGUGUUGCUGCUUUUUUUGUUUUUUGCAGCUUUCAAAAAGAACUGAACAUUUAGAUAACACUGUCGCUGCUCGGGAACAUUCCAAUGUGUCCGUUGUUUUGCGGACCUUGGAUCCGACACUGCCUCUGUCGUCUGUUUUUUGUCUUGUUUUUGACCAUUGUCGACGAAUAAAUU